UUAGAUGGCGCUGAGUGUACGAUUAACGACAAUCAAUUGAUAUUCUGAGGUUAGGAAACUGAUGGUCCGUAUGAAAAGGGAGAUCUUUAAAAUACGUCAAGUGUUAGGUAAUAUCUCUGAUAAUGGCAGGUGUGAUCAAAAAGUCUACAUAUCUAAAGGGAUUGGCUGUGUGUGCAAAGCCUCAUUUAGAAUUAACUCCAUUGUACAAUAGAAUUUUGCGAGUGUUAGAGAAAUUUCCCAAGGAUUAUGCCUAUCGAAAAGAAACAGAGAAGCUUGUCAAAAAUAGAUUGAAGAUCGUGAAAGAGACUGCGGAUAUACAAGCUAUAGAAGACAAGAUAGGCUGUGGACAAGUAGAGGAACUUAUAAUACAAGCAAAGAAUGAGAUUUCAUUGGCAGAAAAGAUGUUAGUGUGGAAACCGUGGGAAAAAUUAACGCAGGAAGCACCACCAAAUCAGUGGACAUGGCCACCGCAUAAGUAAUUUAACAGUUUUUGUUAUAGAUGUUUGUAUAUAGUAUGUGAAAUUGCAAAUGAAAUAUAGAUUGUCCAUUAUUCAGUGUAA
Messenger RNA from Cataglyphis hispanica, 560 nucleotides. RefSeq names its product NADH dehydrogenase [ubiquinone] 1 alpha subcomplex subunit 5 (gene ND-13B). Gene Ontology annotation, biological process: respiratory electron transport chain. The coding region runs from base 123 to 479 and encodes 118 amino acids. The record is from RefSeq and is a predicted model, not a curated record. The transcript is spliced from 3 exons. NCBI's taxonomy places the organism in Eukaryota, Metazoa, Arthropoda, Insecta, Hymenoptera, Formicidae.